AUGGGGUCCACCAGCAGCAGCAGUAGCAGCCCCCCGCUGUCUGACUACUCCAACUACGACUUCAUCAUCCGGCAUUACAACUACACGGGGAAGCUGAACCUGGGCCAGGACAAGGACAGCGGCCUCAAGGUGACGUCCGCCGUGUUCAUCCUCAUCUGCUGUUGCAUCAUCCUGGAGAACAUCUUCGUCCUCCUGACCAUCUGGAAAACCAAGAAGUUCCACCGGCCCAUGUACUACUUCAUCGGCAACCUGGCCCUCUCGGACCUGCUGGCCGGGGUGGCCUACAUCAUGAACCUGCUCUUCUCCGGGGCCAACACCUACAAGCUGACGCCGGCGCAGUGGUUCCUGCGCGAGGGCAGCAUGUUUGUGGCACUGUCCGCCUCCGUCUUCAGCCUGCUGGCCAUCGCCAUCGAGCGCUACAUCACCAUGCUGAAGAUGAAGCUGCACCACGAGAGCAGCAGCUCGCGCUCCUUCCUGCUCAUCAGCGCCUGCUGGGUCAUCUCGCUGGUGCUGGGCGGCCUGCCCAUCAUGGGCUGGAACUGCCUCCGCCACCUGUCCAGCUGCUCCACGGUGCUGCCGCUCUACCACAAGCACUAUAUCCUCUUCUGCACCACGGUCUUCACCGUGCUGCUGCUGUCCAUCGUCAUCCUCUACUGCCGCAUCUACUCGCUGGUGCGCACACGCAGCCGCCGCCUCACCUUCCGCAAGAACGCGUCCAAGGCCAGCCGCAGCUCCGAGAAGUCGCUGGCGCUGCUCAAGACGGUGAUCAUCGUGCUGAGCGUGUUCAUCGCCUGCUGGGCGCCGCUCUUCAUCCUGCUGCUGCUGGACGUGGGCUGCAAGGUGCGCACCUGCGACAUCCUCUUCAAGGCCGAGUACUUCCUGGUGCUGGCGGUGCUCAACUCGGGCACCAACCCCAUCAUCUACACGCUCACCAACAAGGAGAUGCGCCGCGCCUUCAUCCGCAUCAUGUCCUGCUGCCGGUGCCCGAGCCCGGACACCCCGGGCAAGUUCAAGCGCCCCAUCAUCGCGGGCGUGGAGUUCAGCCGCAGCAAGUCCGACAACUCCUCUCACCCCCAGAAGGACGAUGGGGACAACCCCGAGACCAUCAUGUCCUCUGGCAACGUCAAUUCGUCUUCCUAA
Pipistrellus nathusii (Nathusius's pipistrelle) is the source of this 1140-nucleotide messenger RNA. The record is from the annotation of a GenBank genome assembly. Lineage: Eukaryota; Metazoa; Chordata; Mammalia; Chiroptera; Vespertilionidae.